CUCACGCCGCGCCACGCGGGAGGCGGCGGCGGCGGCGCGGGCAGGAGGGCGCUGUAACCACCUGGCCUCCUCCAGUUGCUGUGGGUUGAGUGGGCCUGAAUGAAGACAAAUGCAAAGAUGGCAUGUCCAAGGAAUUUUAAAAGGUGUAGGCCUCCUGACUGAAGAUAGCUGUGUAUUUUAUUCUCUUUAAAUAAACUGCUGUUCUCUCACAGGUGAAAGUCAUGAUCACGCUAACAGAACUCAAAUACUUAGCAGAUGCCCAGUCAUCCUACCACAUACUGAAACCAUGGUGGGACGUCUUCUGGUAUUACCUCACCAUGAUAAUGCUGCUAGUCGCUGUGCUUGCUGGGGCUCUCCAGCUUACUCAAACCAGAGUGUUGUGUUGUCUUCCUUGCAAGCUAGAAUUUGACAAUCACUGUGCCGUGCCUUGGGAUUUAGUUAAAACAAACCUUAACAUAUCCUCUAGCUCCACAGCACAAAUAAUCAUCCCACUUAAAAUUCAGAAUGAUCUUCAUCGACAGCAGUAUUCCUAUAUUGAUGCAGUAUGUUAUGAGAGACAGCUUCACUGGUUUGCCAAAUUUUUUCCAUACCUAGUGCUUCUACAUACCUUUAUUUUUGCAGCUUGCAGUAAUUUCUGGCUUUACUAUCCAAGUACAAGUUCCAGGCUUGAGCACUUUGUAGCCAUUCUUCAGAAGUGUUUUGAUUCUCCAUGGACAACGCGUGCCCUCUCAGAAACGGUUGCUGAGCAGUCCGUGAGGGGCUUGCCAAUAGCCAAGUCAAAAGCAGUGAUUUCAUCACCUGGGAAUUCAGUAGAUAUAGCUGCGAGCAGACAGUCUCUGCCAUAUACUCAACCUGGCUUAGAAACAACUGGAAGAGAAAAUUCCUCAAGUGUUCUUGACAAAAAAGAAGGGGAACAAGCUAAAGCUAUAUUUGAAAAAGUGAAGAAAUUUAGAGUACAUGUUGAAGAGAAGGAUGUCAUAUAUACAGUGUAUAUGAAACAGAUUAUAGUAAAAGUUAUUGUAUUUGUAAUAAUAAUAAUUUAUGUCCCCUAUUAUUUAUCCUUUAUUACACUUGAAAUUGAUUGUGUAGUUGAUGUUCAAGCCUUUACAGGCUACAAAAGGUACCAGUGUGUUUAUUCACUAGCAGAAAUUUUUAAAGUCUUGGCUUCAUUUUAUGUUGUUUUAGUGAUCUUCUAUGGCUUAACUUGUACUUACAGUUUGUGGUGGAUGUUAAGAAGUUCACUUAAACAAUAUUCUUUUGAGAAGUUGAGAGAGAAAAGUAAUUACAAUGAUAUACCUGAUGUAAGGAAUGACUUUGCAUUUAUCCUCCACUUGGCUGAUCAAUAUGAUCCUCUUUAUUCACAACGAUUCUCGAUAUUCCUGUCUGAUCUGAGUGAGAACAAACUGAAACAGAUAAAUCUUAACAACCAAUGGUCAGUGGAAAAACUGAAAAACAAACUAAUAAGAAACUCCCAGGACAAGAUUGAACUCCACCUUUUCAUGUUAAAUGGUCUUCCGGACAGUGUCUUUGAACUGACAGAAGUAGAAGUCCUAAGCCUCGAACUUAUUCCUGAAGCCAAACUUCCUUCAGCUGUGUCCCAGCUAGUCAAUCUCAAAGAACUCAAUGUUUAUCAUUCAUCACUAACUGUGGAUUAUCCAGCAAUGAGCUUUUUGGAAGAAAAUCUGAAAACGUUGCGUCUAAAAUCUAGUGAGAUGGGGAGGAUUCCACCUUGGAUUUUUCAUCUAAAAAAUCUUAAGGAAUUGUGCUUAACAGGAUAUUUCAUGCUAGAUCAUCACAACUCCAUAUACAAUGAAAGCUUUCAGGGGCUAAAAAAUCUGAGAUCAAUUCACUUGAAAAACAACCUUUCCCGUAUACCUCAGGUUGUUACAGAUCUUCUGCCUUCUUUACAACACUUGUCUAUCAACAAUGAGGGAAAUAAACUGAUAGUGCUAAAUAACUUGAAGAAGUUGGUAAACUUGAGAACCUUGGAAUUAAUCUGCUGUGAUUUAGAGCGCAUUCCCCAUUCUAUUUUUACCCUGAACAAUUUGCAUGAAAUUGACUUAAAAGAGAAUAAUCUCAGAACAGUAGAAGAAAUAAUUAGCUUUCAACAUCUUAAGAACCUUUCUUGCUUAAAACUGUGGCACAACAGCAUUUCAUAUGUUCCAGUGCAGAUUGGUGCAUUGUCAAACCUGGAACAACUAUAUCUAAAUUAUAAUAAUAUCAAAAAUGUUCCAUUGCAACUGUUUCUUUGUAAAAAGUUGCACUAUUUGGAUCUUAGCUAUAAUAAGCUAACUUCCAUCCCUGAGGAAAUCUGUUAUCUGACCAAUCUGCAGUACUUGGCUUUGACAAAAAACCAUAUUGAAAUGUUGCCUGAUGGAUUAUUUCAGUGCAGAAAGCUGCAAUUUCUGCUUCUGGGAAAUAACAGUCUGAUGAGUUUGUCCCCUUGUGUGGGUCAGCUACUGAAUCUUGUUCAAUUAGAGCUCAUUGGAAACUAUCUUGAAUCACUUCCUGCUGAACUGGAAGAAUGUCAGUUUCUGAAACGGAAUAGUCUAGUUGUAGAAGAAAGGUUGUUGAAAACACUUCCACCUCGUGUAAGAGACCGUUUACAAGCAUGCUCGGAUAAGUGCUAAGCUUGAAAUGAAACUGUCGGUGCAUCCUUUAAGCCUUUUACUUAAUAUCUCUCUAAAGAUCAGGGCAGGUGGAGUGAAGGAGAGAACACAGUUUACAGAUUAGUCUUAAGGUUAAAUGCAUUCAAUUGAGUUGAUUAUGUUGGACAAGAAAAAGAUAUUUAGUCUUAAAGAAAAAAAAGCCUUUGGCAGGUAAUCAUAUAUUUGGAUAUGCAAAUAUGAAUUAUUGAUUGGGUUCUCCUGGUUGAAAUAAUGUAAUCAAUAAAUGUUUACUAUAGUAUUGGAAUGGAAGAGUUGAUUGCCUGACUACAGUGAAUGUGUAUGUACUCUUUUUUUUUUGGCCUAUAGGAACUUUUUUCUGAUGAUGGAGAUCAUUUUAAAUAAUUUCUUUUCCUGCCAUAUGAGGACCAAGAACUAUGUAGAGUUAAUUUCUAAAUAUGAACUUUCCACUAAUUUAGAACAUGUUAAAUUAAGAGUUUAAACUUUUUGAGCAGGUCAAUUGCAUGGAGUACACUGGAAAUCAUUUUUUCAAUAUAAUUUAAUUUUUUAAAGCUUUUUGAAAAGUGUUGAGCAUUAACUCUGUGGCUGUGGUGGGAGAGAGUGUCUGAAUUUUGCUAUUAAAACCACUUAGAUAAUACCUGAAACCAGCUUAAGUAUUUUGUCUUCAAAAUAGUGAAAACAAAGUGAAUUGUUUGCCUAGAAACUGGGUUGUAAGUCUGAAGAAUCUGGAAUUAGUGUUGUGCACAUGUACUGGACAACAAAUAAUUGUAUCAUAUUGAUCCUCAUAGAGAAUGAUAGCAAACAGAACAUGGCAUAGUAACAAAGUUGUCUUCUGUGUGUUGUGGGGAUUUCGGGUGUUAGUGUAGUGUAUGUUGCUAUUUAACAUUUUUAUAACUUCUCAUUUUUUGUCUGUCUCAAUGCUUUUUCUCCACCUACAAUUGCUGUAAUUUGCUGACUGGGGAGAGAAGAUGAAGGAGAUAUGUAAUUAGGUACAUGAAUAGGGACUGAAAGGCACAGGUAAACCAAGCCAAAUUUUCACACAACUUGCAAGUACAUGGGUGGAAAAAAUGGGAAAACACUAUAAGCGGUGUUUCGUCUAGAGACAGCAUAUUUCCAUAAGUUAUAAUGGUGAACUGAGCUCUAGUAAUACCAUCCUUAAUAUUUGCAAAACUGGAUGGAAAUAAAAUGGUUGCUGAUUUUACUUAUUCUUUUGCUUUCUGCUUAUUUAUUAUAAGUCUUAAAUCUCCUGGAAUUUAUGAUGUCGGCUAAACAUAAGCUGUGCCUUGCAGGGGGAGAGAGAAAGGAGGAAAAAAAAAGAAAAAAUGGUCUUUCCAGAAAUAUAUACUUGAAAACUUUUUGUAGUGUAUUAAAGUUUUCAAGACUUAUAGGCUCAGUUGCAGAUUGAAUAGAUCUGGUAAACUAUGCUCUUAAUGACUUCGUGUUCAUCAAGCAUGCUGGCUGUAUAUUUGCUUGCAAUAAUAAAGUCUUCACAGAAAUGAGUUUUAGUAUUAGACUAUUGUCAUCUUUUGUUCCCAUUUCAGUGCCACUCUUCU
Molecule: messenger RNA, 4180 nt
Organism: Rhea pennata
Lineage: Eukaryota; Metazoa; Chordata; Aves; Rheiformes; Rheidae
Gene: LRRC8B
Product: leucine rich repeat containing 8 VRAC subunit B
Exons: 5
Coding region: 222-2630 (802 amino acids)
Molecular function (GO): protein binding
Source: RefSeq, a predicted model, not a curated record